Molecule: messenger RNA, 2898 nt
Organism: Emys orbicularis (European pond turtle)
Lineage: Eukaryota; Metazoa; Chordata; Testudines; Emydidae
Gene: CTNNA2
Product: catenin alpha 2
Exons: 21
Coding region: 1-2898 (965 amino acids)
Biological process (GO): cell migration; cell-cell adhesion
Cellular component (GO): adherens junction; catenin complex; actin cytoskeleton
Molecular function (GO): cadherin binding; beta-catenin binding; actin filament binding
Source: RefSeq, a predicted model, not a curated record
AUGACUUCUGCAACUUCACCUAUCAUUUUAAAAUGGGACCCCAAAAGCUUAGAAAUCAGGACUCUUACAGUAGAGAGGCUCUUGGAACCACUUGUUACACAGGUGACAACCCUUGUUAACACAAGCAACAAAGGGCCAUCUGGUAAAAAGAAAGGGCGAUCUAAGAAAGCACAUGUGUUGGCUGCUUCGGUAGAGCAAGCUACUCAAAACUUUUUGGAAAAAGGAGAACAGAUUGCUAAAGAGAGCCAUGACCUCAAGGAGGAAUUGGUUGUUGCUGUAGAGGAUGUACGCAAACAAGGUGAAACAAUGAGAAUUGCCUCUUCAGAGUUUGCUGAUGAUCCAUGUUCCUCCGUGAAACGAGGCACCAUGGUGCGGGCUGCUCGGGCCUUGCUGUCGGCUGUUACUCGCUUACUCAUCCUGGCUGAUAUGGCUGAUGUCAUGAGGCUUUUGUCCCACCUGAAAAUUGUAGAAGAAGCACUGGAAGCUGUGAAGAACGCAACAAAUGAGCAAGACCUAGCAAAUCGUUUUAAAGAAUUUGGGAAAGAGAUGGUGAAACUUAACUAUGUGGCUGCUAGAAGACAACAGGAACUGAAAGAUCCUCACUGUAGGGAUGAAAUGGCUGCUGCUCGAGGUGCUCUGAAGAAGAAUGCUACUAUGCUGUACACAGCAUCUCAAGCGUUUCUCCGUCACCCUGAUGUAGCAGCCACUAGGGCCAACAGAGAUUAUGUCUUCAAACAAGUACAAGAAGCAAUAGCUGGUAUCUCUAAUGCUGCACAGGCCACCUCACCAACCGAUGAGAACAAGGGGCACACUGGUAUUGGAGAACUUGCUGCGGCACUAAAUGAAUUUGAUAACAAGAUUAUUUUAGACCCUAUGACUUUCAGUGAGGCCAGAUUCAGACCAUCUCUCGAAGAGAGGUUGGAGAGUAUUAUCAGUGGAGCAGCACUGAUGGCUGACUCUUCAUGCACACGUGAUGACCGCCGAGAGAGAAUUGUUGCUGAGUGCAAUGCUGUACGACAGGCCCUCCAGGACCUACUUAGCGAAUAUAUGAAUAAUUGCAGGUAUCCAACAUGGCUAGAUAAGACCUGUAAAACUGGGAGAAAAGAAAAAGGGGACCCACUGAACAUUGCCAUUGACAAGAUGACCAAAAAAACAAGGGAUCUACGAAGACAGCUACGGAAGGCAGUGAUGGAUCAUAUAUCUGACUCAUUCCUGGAGACCAAUGUUCCAUUACUUGUUCUUAUUGAGGCUGCAAAGAGUGGUAACGAGAAAGAAGUGAAGGAAUACGCUCAAGUUUUCCGUGAACAUGCCAACAAGUUAGUUGAGGUUGCCAAUCUGGCCUGUUCUAUCUCCAAUAACGAAGAAGGUGUGAAGUUAGUCCGUAUGGCAGCAACCCAGAUUGAUAGUCUAUGCCCACAGGUAAUAAAUGCUGCACUCACGUUGGCUGCCAGACCCCAGAGCAAAGUAGCUCAGGACAACAUGGACGUCUUUAAAGAUCAGUGGGAGAAACAAGUGAGAGUUCUCACUGAGGCAGUUGAUGACAUCACUUCUGUGGACGACUUCCUCUCUGUCUCAGAAAACCAUAUUCUGGAGGAUGUGAAUAAAUGUGUGAUCGCCCUCCAAGAGGGGGAUGUUGAUACACUGGACAGAACUGCAGGUGCAAUCCGUGGUCGUGCAGCCAGAGUCAUUCACAUCAUCAAUGCAGAGAUGGAAAACUAUGAAGCUGGAGUUUAUACCGAGAAGGUACUGGAAGCUACAAAAUUGCUCUCAGAAACUGUUAUGCCACGUUUUGCUGAACAAGUUGAGGUUGCCAUUGAAGCUUUGAGUGCGAAUGUCCCACAGCCAUUUGAAGAGAAUGAAUUCAUAGAUGCCUCCCGCUUGGUUUAUGAUGGAGUUCGUGACAUCAGGAAAGCUGUUCUGAUGAUAAGGACCCCUGAAGAGUUAGAGGAUGAUUCAGACUUUGAACAAGAAGAUUAUGAUGUUCGCAGCCGAACGAGUGUUCAGACUGAGGAUGACCAGCUUAUUGCUGGGCAGAGUGCAAGGGCUAUCAUGGCUCAACUGCCCCAGGAGGAGAAGGCUAAGAUUGCGGAGCAGGUAGAGAUAUUCCACCAAGAAAAGAGCAAACUGGACGCUGAGGUGGCCAAAUGGGAUGACAGUGGUAAUGACAUCAUUGUGUUGGCAAAGCAGAUGUGCAUGAUUAUGAUGGAAAUGACGGACUUUACUAGAGGUAAAGGGCCAUUGAAGAAUACAUCUGAUGUCAUUAAUGCUGCCAAGAAGAUUGCAGAAGCAGGCUCUAGAAUGGACAAAUUGGCACGAGCUGUAGCUGAUCAGUGCCCUGAUUCAGCCUGCAAGCAGGAUCUGUUAGCAUAUCUACAGCGCAUUGCCCUCUAUUGCCACCAGCUAAAUAUCUGCAGCAAGGUGAAGGCAGAAGUGCAGAAUCUUGGAGGAGAACUUAUUGUAUCAGGGACUGGAGUUCAGAGCACUUUCACUACCUUUUAUGAGGUAGAAUGUGAUGUCAUAGAUGGGGGCAGGGCUAGUCAACUUUCUACCCACCUACCCACCUGUGCUGAGGGAGCUACGCUUGGGAACGGAAGCAGUGACUCCUCCACGCUGGACAGCGCUACGUCCCUCAUCCAGGCAGCUAAAAAUCUGAUGAACGCUGUGGUCCUUACUGUGAAAGCAUCAUAUGUGGCUUCUACGAAAUAUCAGAAGGUCUAUGGUACAGCUGCAGUGAACUCACCUGUUGUAUCUUGGAAGAUGAAGGCCCCCGAGAAGAAACCCUUAGUAAAGAGAGAAAAGCCAGAAGAAUAUCAGACACGAGUGAGAAGAGGUUCCCAGAAGAAACACAUUUCCCCAGUACAGGCUUUAAGUGAAUUUAAAGCUAUGGAUUCCUUCUAA